This is a messenger RNA of Drosophila rhopaloa, 3931 nucleotides long. RefSeq lists its product as uncharacterized. Bases 307 to 3522 code for a protein of 1071 amino acids. Lineage: Eukaryota; Metazoa; Arthropoda; Insecta; Diptera; Drosophilidae. The transcript is spliced from 5 exons. Gene Ontology annotation, cellular component: centriole; centriolar satellite. Gene Ontology annotation, biological process: cilium assembly; centriole elongation. The record is from RefSeq and is a predicted model, not a curated record.
CCCUGUAUAGUCGGCAAGCUUCGCAUUUUUUGCUCUCCGUUUUUUCUUCCUUUGCGACCAGGAGCUUUUCUGCAGGCCAGCAGUUUUCCUCGAAACUUACGCCCGUGCAGAUUAAUGGCCGGAAAAUCACAGUACGGAAAAUUCGAUUUCUCAACUUCUGUGUGUGUGUGUGUUAAGAUUUUUAACUUUUCAGCUUGGUUAAACAAAAAAAAAGAAAACAAGCGCGCGCCCGCCUCUCUUUUCGCGUUUUUGUGCGUGUGUGCGUGAGAGUGAGUGAGAGAAUUAUGGCAUAAGUGCAUAAAAAUUAUGAUAGCAGAAUUCCCACGGUCGCCGACGAUUGUGCAUAGUGAAAAGCGGAAAGAAAGGAAAAUCACCGAGGGGGUAAAUUCGCAGAAGGAAAGCCGCAAAGGCGUGAAAUCGAUCAGAGCGAAUUCAGCGUUGUCCUCGGAAAUUAAGGCGAAUUGUAGUUGGUGGGGACAAGAGAGUGUGCAAGCGGGCAUCAGCUGUGACGUUGGCAGAGGCAGCGACUGCGACGCCGGCAGAGACAGAAAGCUUGGCCAAAAGAAAAGGUCAAACAAGCAACAACACCCACCAGAAGGAGGAGCAAAGGGACAAGUAGUGGAAAAAGGAGAAGAACAGCAGAGAGUGCAACAAAAACAACAUCAACGAGAGCAGGAGGUCUGUCAAAAAGAGAGAGUAAAGAAGAAGCACCAGCAAAGGGCGAAUAAGAAGAAGCAUCGCCCAAUAAGCGCAAACAAGAAGAAGCACCAUCAGCAUCUUCUCAUACACAGCGAAAAAACAAGCCCUGUCCUAUUUUUAGAUUAUUUACGCCAGUGUACCGCCGUCGAAAUUGUCGCUGUCUCCCCAGCCGGCUGUUGUGACGUCCGAGCAGGCUGCAAUCACGCUAAAAGUAACAAAUACGCCGCUAAUUACGGCAAUUCGCGACAUUUCGAGCAUAAAACCAAAAUUUAUGCUCUAUAUCGUCACCUGGAGAUCGGUGGCCCGCUCGAACAAGUGCAACAGCAACAGCAGCUGAAAGUCGGCCAAAUCCAGAUCCGGCUGCGCUUCGAGAUGCUCUUCGCCGAGCCACCGCCCCCUCCGCCCACUAAGGGCCACACCCCCACCACCCACAGCCAUGUCCAUGAGUCGGAGGAUGUGCAGGAUACACAUGCGCCACCUGUCGGCGAACAGGUGAUGCCGAUACUGCAGGAUCAGCAAAAUGGCGAUAUUUUGGCAGGCACAACCAGCAACGUUGAGCUAAUGGAGGCCAUGAAGAAAUUGGAUGCAGAUCUGGUGGCUCUUUUUGCCACGGCCGCCUCUGCCGAGCCGCUAAUGCAGAAACAUCAGAAGGUCCUGUGGCCGGAAUCCGAGUCGGAGCAAAUUGCCCAAGACUCGGAAGAUGAGCUGGUAAUCACGCCCGAGAUAUUCCGCAGCUGCAACGCGUUGCAACUCCAUUUGGAGGCUCUAACCUUGCAGCCGGAGGGAACUCAACGCAUGGAACUGGUUCAGAACGAGGUGCGACCCAUUUUCACCGUGGAGUGCCAACUUUCUGGAGAUUUGGUACGGAAGGUGCCGCGCUAUCCGAUGUUCCACAUCAUGCAGUUCGAGUCGGAGAAGUUCCAGAGCCUGACGCAGUGCACCAGGUUCGGGCAGACGGCUCAGCGGCAGGUGGAUAUGGAGGAUAAGAGCCUGGAGGACCAGGACCAGAGUGCUGGACAUGUGGACAUUACGGUUUGGUGGCGUGAGCCGGGCACCUGCCUCAACGAAAUGCUCGGCAUGGGGCGCCUGGAACUCCGGGAGCUCUACAGGGCAUCGCUGCUCGAGCAGUGCAAGUGCGUUGCCAUCAAGCGCCGCGAUGUCCAUCUGGGCAGCGUCUAUGUGAAGGUCAGUCUGCUGCAGAGCUUGAAUGGAAACCCGGAGCAGCAGCAACAGCAACAGGGUCAAAAGAACGAAAGUGGAAACAAGGCCGCAGUUAACUGCAACUCAAAGGCCGUCUUAACGCCCUCUCAACCGCCGCCCCCGCUACCCCCUCCUCCCAAAGCCAACAACAACAACAGGGCCAUCUUGGACUGUGUCAAUUUCAUGGCGGAGACCAAUAAAGUACGUCUCCUGAGGGGCUAUUUGUAUGCCGGAGAGCUGCGUCAAUUAACGGCGGAGAAUCAAUCGGCCUGCCAGGAACUAUCGCUUCAGCCCUUCUGGCAAACGCAGCCACUGCUGGUGAAGAUCGGCGAUGGGGGAUCUUUUGAGCUGCAGGAGCAGUUUGCCAUCAUCAACGAUGAGCGAUUUCUGCAGAGUGUCGAACGUCAGCAACUGCUUCUGGAACUGCGUCCUCUAAGUGGUCUGGUCCGGCUGCCGCUGCACCAGUUCUUCAUCGCCUACAGAGAUGCCAGCAUCACCAAUCAUUUGUGCAAGGGAAAGUUACCAGUUAUUUCUAUCGAUGGUUGGGCACCCAUUGUCAGCAGUGAGACCCAAUCGCCUUUGGGGGAGCUCAAGGUGCUCCUGGCCAUCGGCAGUGAAUCCCAGAUUGCCCAACUGAAGCAGCAGCGCGGCUUCGACCAGGACAACAAUCAAGUGUCGGCUCCAAAUAGCACCACAGAUUUACUAGAUAUGCUCCAAAAUGCCAUCACUGCUCCCGCACCAAGUAGCUCAACUCCCGCAAUGCCGCCGCCCCCUGCUCCUCCAGCGCCCAGUAACUUCAGCUUUCAACUGCGCAUCGUAGGCGCUGCUGGAUUGCCCCUAAACCCCGGCUAUGGUAAAUCAAAGAAGCAGGCAAAACGCCAGUCGGCCGCCAAGCGAUUCCCACCCAACGAAGCGCCCAACACCUAUGUGACCUUCCAGGCCGUCAACUGCAACAGUCAGACGUACAAGUCACACGAGGGAUUGGUCUAUGCCACGCCCAUUGUGCCGAGGUCCACGAAGCCUCAGUGGCUCAGCAAGUUCCGGGUGGAAGUGAGUCGCGAUUACCGCAGCAAUCCCCAGAAGCUCUUCAUCUUGAAGCUAUGGAAGAAGGCGAUUGUCAGCCCAAACGGCAUCACUGAGCCGUCUCCCCACGAAGAUGCCAUUAUAGGGUUCGCUGCCCUCAAUCUCAACCAGAAGCAACCGGGCGGAGGUUUUCCCAGCGGAUGGCACAACAUAGUGGACUUUAAUGGACGCGUGACCGGAGGAAUAGAGGCGCAUGUGGAGCCCACACCGCCCAGUGUGGAUACCGUGAUUGAUCAGUUUGAAAGGUCAAUGGAACUCGGCCAUUUGCAGUUGGGCCAAGCCAUCAAGCGAAAGUACACGGAGCUGGAGGAGAUCUCGCAGAGGUUGCGAUCCCGUUUGGUGGAUGUGACAGGGGAAACGCUAAAGUUUCCAGAAUUCGAUGUGGAUAGUGCAUUGGACAGUUGGCAGCAGGAUGGAGAUGAUGAUGAUUUGGCGGAGGAUUUCGAACGCGCUCUGCGCACUCCCACGCCCCCCGGCUCACCAAGCCCCUCCACCAGCUCCGCCGCACAAAAUCCCAGAAAUGCAAACGGCCAGGAAUAGCCCAGGGCCAAAAGUCAGUUAAGCGUGUUUUUUCCUCUCUCCGCAUCUCGAUGUCGUCUCUGAUAUUGGCUCAAACGGUAGCUAUAGUUAACCACCUAGUUGUAGACUAUAAUAUAAUACACGGAUCUUGAUCUGAUAUUAUGCUGUACUUAAAUUGGCAUCCCAAUUUUGCCUCGAUUCACCGUCUUAUGGCUGUCUAUAUAGCAUAAAAUCAAAGCUAACAACGAUCACCCAGCGAUCGUUCCAUUGAGUUAAAAAUUAUCGAUUGAAUAUUGUUUUAAGUCAUAAGAGGAUUUUCCCCUGCAACCACACGGAAUAUGUAUUAGUUUCGGAACUGUGUUAAUCACCUAAGUAUUUAGACACUAUUACUUAAUAAAAUUUAAAUAAAAACAAAAAUGCUAAAGCUAAA